UCAGGUGCUUUUGAGGACUGCGAGGUUUGUCUGACUUGGAUUUUGACCAUGGUGUCUAAUUUGGUAAAGCUUGCAGCUGUCGGAGCAGCAGCUUCGUUUAUUGGUUAUUGUAUUUAUUUCGAUCACAAAAGGCGAAGCGAUCCCAAUUUCCGUGCUAAGCUCAUACAAAAGCGCAAGGAGCAAGCUCUUGCAGCCCAAAAAGCUUCUAUUCCUCAGCUUCCUUCAUUUAACGACCCUAGAGCCGUUCAUAAAUUCUUUUUGGAUCAGAUUUCCGCCGGUGAAACAGCUCUCGCCGCUUGUAAUGUUGAUGAAGCCGUUACACACUUCGCCUAUGCUAUCGUUGUUUGUGGUCAGCCUACCCAUUUGUUGCAAGUUUUGCAGGCGUCUUUGAGUCCUAAUAUCUUUUCAAAAGUUGUUAGCGCCCUGCCGGAAAUUAGAAAGGUAACUAAUUUGUUUGCUAUAAUCGCUUUUCUACAAGAUCGUCCUAGCUACAAAAAAGCCAAGCACAUUUUCGAAUACCUGAAUGCAAACCUGACCUUUUUCGUGAUGCAGAUCUCAAAACAGCUAUUGAUUUUCUUGACGAUUACCUGCACUCUGUGCAGUUUGUGCGCGUCCAGCUCAUUAUCAAUGUUCUCCAAGCAGGAAACGGUUGUUAAAUCUGAUGAAAAUAACGUUGGGGUAAAUCCUGUUAGUACGUCUCAUGUUAUUUUGGUUCGCUCAAUUUGGAACCAAAUUCAGUCCGCAUUUCCCGAUGAUUUCACGUCAUCUUCAUCUAUUGAAGCUGAGUUUUUUGUCAAACUUAACCGGGAAGAUAUUCUCAUUCUCAAGCGAUUUGUUGAGCACAGCCCUGGUGUUUCUCCCGAAUCUGUCAAUGAAAUAUUCUCACGUUUCCUAUUCCCCUCUGAUAUAAAAGACAAUGAUACUUUUGAGCUCACUCCUCAUCAUUUCUUAUUUGCUCUUCCUUUUGUUUUCUAUCUCAUCUAUCUCAAAUUUGGUUUAAUUUUGCUCAUAAUCAUGACUGUUUUAUGCAUUGCGAGUUACGAGCUUUAUUUGAAAGGUGUAGCGAAACGUCAUGCACUUAUUAGUCGUCUGCCCUCUCUACCAGAACACUGUCUCCCCUAUUCUCAGCAAUCGAUUUUGACCAAACUUUCCAGUUUUACUCCAUUUGUAAAUUCUCAGGAUGAAUGUAUCAAAUACUUUGAACUUCAAAUGACCCCCCUUUUUGCUGAUCUCCGACCUGAUCGAAUAAUUUUUCUAGUAUUUCAGGAUUUUGCCGAGAGUUUCGGUUCCACUAUUGGAGAUAUGAGUCUUGGUCCGAGGGAAUCUGCUCGCUUUAUCGCGAAAAGUGCUGACCAUGUGAAAAUUAACUUAAGGGCAAUUCCCGAAUUGGCUGAGAAAUUUUACGAAAGCUUACUGGGCGGAAAAUUUGGUGAUACUUGGGAUGAACUUCCACUACAUCCGAGGGGUGGUGGCGCUUUCACGGCAAAUUGGGUUUUCGUUUUAGACUCCCUGAAUUUCUCAUUUUGGACAGAUAAGGCACCAAAGUAUAUGGUGGAAUAUAAAUCUGAGCGUCACACGGGAUAUCCAGCCCUAUGUGCAGUACUCAAUCGAGCUAUCGAUAAUGGAAUAAACUUGGUGGAUCCAAAGGUUCUAGUGGGUCUCACAAAGUCAGAUCUGGAAGACAUCUUUAAAUCUGCAUCCUCUUCGCCAAUUCCAUUGUUGGAUGAACGCCUAGAGAUUCUGCACACUAACGGCAAGGUUCUCUUGGAUGAGUUUGGUGGAUGUUUUACGAAUUGCCUUAAAGCCUGCGAUGGAUCUGCUGCAAAGUUGAUUCAACUGGUUUGUGAGAAGUUUCCCUCUUUUAGGGAUGAAGCGACUUAUAAGGGACAGAAAGUUUUGCUCUACAAGAGAGUCCAAAUUUUGGUUGCUGAUUUGUGGUUAGCUUUCAAGGGAGAAUCCUAUGGACAUUUCAAGGAUAUUGAUAAUCUUACUGCGUUUGCGGAUUAUAGAGUUCCGCAGGUUUUGAAUUUCUUCAAGGUUCUUGAAUACGACGAGGAGUUGAUGACCAAGCUGAAGAACCACGAAUUACUUGAAAGCAAAUCUGCUUUAGAGGUGGAAAUUCGUGGUUGUUGCCUUCAAGCUGUUGAGCUUUUGAAUGAGGCAACAAAGGCGUUGCUGGCUGAACGUGGAAAUACAGGAGUUGUAUGCAAUAGCAUAAUUGCCGAUAACUUUCUGUGGCUCUAUCGACGAAAAAUGGCAAAAGAAGUGGAGGAAGGUGCGCCUAUGCAUCGUACCCGCUGCAUUUUCUACUGA
Rodentolepis nana is the source of this 2313-nucleotide messenger RNA. NCBI's taxonomy places the organism in Eukaryota, Metazoa, Platyhelminthes, Cestoda, Cyclophyllidea, Hymenolepididae. The record is from the annotation of a GenBank genome assembly.